CCAUCUGGACUCAGCUGAGUCACUACAGAGGAAACAAUGAGCUCAACACAGAAGGACCAACAUGGAGCAGGAGGUCCGAGCACUCAGGAGGCCGACAAGCCUCACAGAAGUAAGGGAGAAAAAAAAUACACCUGUGACAAGUGUGGGAAGGCUUUUACUCGGCCUGGAAACUUAAAAACACACCAACUCAUCCACAGUGGUGUUAAAGCAUUCAGUUGUGACUUGUGUGGAAAGUCUUUUACUCAAAAGAGUGCCCUAAAAACUCAUCAAAGCCUCCACAGUGGAAUUAAAGCAUACACCUGUGAUCAGUGUGGGAAAAGUUUCACAUGGAAACAAGGCUUAGAAAGGCAUAAGCUCAUCCACAGUGGAGUUAAAGCAUACACUUGUGAUCAGUGUGAUAGAAGUUUUACUCAAGGUAGCCACUUAAGGAUUCAUCAAGUUUCCCACUCAGGAAUUAAAGCAUACAGCUGUGACAUCUGUGGGAGAACCUUCAGCCAUAUAGAGAAUCGAAACAAACACCAGCGGAUUCACACUGGACAGGAUGUGUACUGCUGUGAUCAGUGUGGCAAACGAUUUGUAGCAUACAAACAUUUACAAAUCCAUAAAUUUACUCACACUGAUGAGAGACCCUAUAAGUGUGACUUGUGUGAUAAAGCUUUUAACGCUCCAUAUUCCCUGAAAGCACACCAACAGAUCCACACCAGAAAGAGACUCUUCAAGUGCAGUUACUGUGAGAAGCAGAGCGACACAGAUGGAUCCAGUUCUCAACUCUGUCCUUGCUUUGGUGGUGGGAAAGACUUUUUUUGUGACUUUUGUGGAAAAAUGUUCAGUCAGCAAACAAGCCUCAAAACACACCAGCGAAGACACACUAGACACAAACUGAACUACUGCAACAAAUGUGGGAAAGGCUUCCCCACUCCAAGUACAUUAAAACGCCAUGAACUCAUUCACAGUGGGGUUAAAAAGCACCUCUGUGAUCAGUGUGGGUCAUCGUUCAUCAGUAUAAGUCAGCUUAAAAGGCACAAGCGAGUCCACACAGGAGAGAAACCAUACAAGUGCACACACUGUGACAAAAGCUUCUCACAUUCAGGUAAUCGUAACCUUCAUGAAGCUACACAUAUUAAAGAAGAGCUAUAGCUGCGACCAAUGUGACAAGAGCUUCAGGAAUCUCACGUGGCAAAUGAAGAGUUUCACUGUUACCAGUGUGCCAAAACAUUCAUUUCAUAUUCUGCUCUCUGCAAACAUCUGCAGGAUCAUGAAGGGCUGAAAUCAUUCCCAUCACUGGAUCACAGUGAAUCAGAAGAGAGAGAAAGAACAGAGACUGAAAACCCUUGAGAUCAGGCUCCACAGAGUUCAGAUAGAAUCUCCUGUAAAGAUCUGAUGAGACAGCUAUGAAUGAAAAUGGUUCCCUAGUUCCAUUUUAAGCUUUCUAAACUGUUCUGCUUCAGUGUUCAUGUCGAGUGGUUCGCUUUGUUGUAGCAGUUGAAUGAAGAAAUCUGUUGUCGUGUUAUCAAUUUUUUAUUGAAUGUAUUUAAAAACGUGUUCUGCAGAUGUUUUCUUGUUAAGGGUUUUGGUGUUGUGAAAUUCUGCAACGGUUAAAUAAAAGUUUAAAAUGUUAAA
Oreochromis aureus is the source of this 1620-nucleotide messenger RNA. RefSeq names its product zinc finger protein 239-like. NCBI's taxonomy places the organism in Eukaryota, Metazoa, Chordata, Actinopteri, Cichliformes, Cichlidae. Bases 37 to 1137 code for a protein of 366 amino acids. The record is from RefSeq and is a predicted model, not a curated record. The transcript is spliced from 3 exons.